UCGUCGUCGGUCGUCUAAAAGAAUUUUAGUUGGUGAUUCCUAAAAGACGGGACGGAUCGUUCGCUGGAGGAACACCGUCGUCGUCGUCCAUCGAGGAUUGCCGUUAAGAUCGUCCUCGUCGUGUCGUCGUCGUCCUCGUCCUCGUCCUCGUCCUCGUCGUCGCCGUUUGUUCGUCGCGCGACCAGCGAACAAAAUUACUGGUUCGAUUCCUUCAUCGACGCGACGUGCGCUCGAAUAAAAUAAACGGAAAGAUAGAGGAUAACAAUAUCGCUGUCCUCUUACCGCGGCCCGGCUCCGUUGGGUAAAAUCAUGCAGAACUAUGGACACGAAGAUUACGAUUACGGGACGACCGAUGGAGGAUCGCAACAGGGUACCGGUAGGUCGUUGCCCCAGGUGCCAGGUGCGAGGCCCAUGGUAGAUCCUCAAGCAAGCGGCGAGGUCGAUCCUAGCUUGUAUCCUCAGCCGAAGGAGGCAACGAACAAGAUACGUGGCAAGAGCGACGUGAUCGAGUACUUGUUCGGAUCCGUGGACCAAGAACUACUCACGGUCAAGACCUUUUAUUUUUUCUUUUAUUCGGCAUUUGGCUCCCUGUUCCCUCUGAUGGGCGUCUACUUCAAGCAGAUGGGCAUGAACGCAGGUCAAUGCGGUUUUUUGAUCGGACUGAGACCUCUGAUCGAGUUCCUCAGUGCGCCCUUUUGGGGUUCCUUGGCUGAUAGAUGGCAGAAAGGCAAACUGAUUCUUUUAGCUUCGCUUUUCUGCUGGAUCAUCUUCACCCUUCCUUUGGGUUUCAUUCAACCACCAGCUACGUCUUGCUUGGUUUUGCGUAAUAAUACCGUGUACCUGAAGGCAUCCUCUCCCGAAGAAUGGAUCGUAAAGAGAUCGGUAAAUCUCGCUGAAUUCUAUCGUCGUUCCGACGACGACGACGACGACGACGACGACGAUGCCGCCGCCGCCGCGACCGCCGCGACCGCCGCGACCGCCGCGACCGCCGCCGCCAAGCGUUUGGAAGCGAGUGGUAACGCCGCGAUCGAGAGGUUACGGAAGAACGAUGACGCGGCUCUCGAGCCAGCAACGAGGCUGAUGCGUUCGCGACGAAAGAUCCAAGAUGCGUUCUCCGGUAAGAGGGUACCAAGGGAGGCGGUUAGUACCGAGGACAGUCCUGUCGAGGACCUCAAGUACAAGCAGCUCGUGUUCGAGGAUAACGCAAAUAACCCCGAAGCAAAGACCGUCGAUUUCGAGACUCUGCAAAGAAGAAACCGACCAGCCGAUAUCCUCGAGUACAAGCGUUUCCUUAACAACCAACCUUUGGACGAUGAAAGGCCACCGAAGAAGGCAUACGCGCAUACGAAACCCCGAGUGAAACCGCCGCCGACAAAGAUUAUGGUAAAACGCGAGCUGAAUGGAAGAGACAAGCAAGAAGAAGAGGAAGAAGAAGAAGAAGAAGAAAACGAUAACGAGGAAUCCCUAUCCCUGUCCCUGUUGGGUAAACGGCGCCGGUUAUCGAUCAACGGUGUUCGUAAACUAACGCUCAUGGAGGACCAAGAAAAGAACGAGCAACGAGAACGAGAGUCGAAGAAAGAUGAGACGGAAGCGGUAGGAGAACAAUAUAUAGAGGUACCGUUGCUCAGGACACGACGUUACGUUAGGGUGCCUCACUCUGGUCAGAGUCCUCACACGGUAUCUUACGCCGCGAACUACAACGAGCGAGAAAACAAGGAAUGGGUCAAGCCUCUGUUCAGCUCGAUCGUCUACAGACUGCCGGACAUUCAAAAAACCUUCUUCCUCCUGUUGCUAUUGGUGGUGGUAGGUGAGUUCUUCUCAGCGCCUGCGAUCACGUUGGCGGAUUCGGCUGUCAUCACUCUGUUGGGCGAAGAUGCGGAUAGGUACGGUCAUCAGCGAAUGUUUGGCAGUUUGGGCUGGGGCUUGGCUAUGUUUUUCGUUGGCAUCGCGUUGGAUCAUAGCACCGCGUUUACCAAUCAUCCCUGCGGUCCAGACGCAAGGGAAAAGAACUAUACGAUCUGUUUCGCGAUCUUCAGCGUCCUGAUGGGCGCCGCGCUAAUCACGGCCACGCAAAUCAACUUCAAGUACGACGUAAUCGCUUCGGAGCCGGAACCGAUCAAACCCCCGAGCGAACCGACCAGGGAGGAACAGUUGCAGAGUCAACUCUCUCAGCAGCUGAAUCUACCGAGUCUUCAAGAUUCCUCGGCCGCGGUGAAUCCGAAACCUCAGCCGCCGGAAGGCAAGACAAAAAUGUUUGCGCAAACGAUGCGAGAGAUCCCGGAAUGGGUGACCGUACUCAAGCAAUUCAAAGACGUAAAGUGCGCGUCUUUUCUCUUCGUGGCCUGGUUCAUGGGCUUCGGUAUCGGAUUGAUCUUUACCUUCUUGUUCUGGCAUCUACAGGAUUACGGUGGCACUCCUACUCUCUUUGGUGUUGCUUCCGUGAUUAAUCACAUCUCGGAAAUAUUCGCAUACUUCUUUAGCUUCAAACUGAUCCGUCAAAUCGGCCACGUAAAGGUAUUGUGCAUGGGAUUAGGUGGCAACAUUUUUCGUUUUCUCUAUAUAUCCUGGUUGACCACGCCAUGGUGGGUGUUACCUUUCGAAUUCAUUCAAGGGAUAACUCACGCCGCUGUUUGGGCUGCCUGUUGCAGCUACAUAGCUCAUAAUACACCUCCGCAGUUACGCACCAGUGCCCAAGGUGUUCUUCAAGGUGUCCACCACGGUUUAGGCAGGGGAUGCGGUGCUGUGAUCGGUGGUAUGUUCGUCGAUGCAUACGGAACGACAGCGACGUUCAGAGCCUAUGGUUUGCUCUGCAUCCUCGUUCUCGGUGGAUUCGUCUUCAUAAAUUUCUAUAGGAAGGACACAGGUUUUGUGUCGAAUCUGCCGCAAACCGAGGAUCCUCGUCAGGUAGCAGAGGCUACGCAUUUAGCACCGCACGGUGUGCCGAGCAACGCUAUACCUCGAGCACUCAGCUCCACCCGUCUGCACGAGUUGGCUAAUCAGGAAUCGGGAUACGGGGCUACUUAUCAAACCACGGCCGGUAACCUAGGUGUGCCCGGUGCGAAUGGAGGUCCCGUGAAUCCAACGAAUCCAUUUCUGAACGAUGGAACCGCCGCCGGAGGUGGAUACAAUUACGGUAUGACUGGCAAAGGCGAGGACGAGUAUAUCCGUAGGAGCUUCCAGCUUUACAAUGAAGCGGUUAGCCGGGAAUUCGAUCUGGUCAAGCCACCGCCGAUAGUAACCCAUCUUCAUGCUCAACAACCAUGCACCAAUCCUUUCCAUCAGCACGACUACGAGUGGUAACGGUCCCGUACCAUCGAUCCCGUUUCACCUGAUCAACGUGCUCACGGAAUACUACUGGUCGACAGCGGCUCGUUCUCCAAAGAACCAAUAAAUAACCAGAACGAGGACCAGCAGGUUCGGAGAGCUACGGCGACAAAUGUUUAUUCGCAGAGCCAACAGAUGAGCCGGAAGCUCUUUGGUGCCCUACCGAGCUGCCUCGUUCAUUGUACAUAUGUACAUUAAAACGACGAAACUGAUCGCAACCGAAAAUAUACCGUGAAAAUCUAUCCUCGUUAGUUUAUUAGGACAUUUUAAAGGUCGUGAUAAUACGAGAGAAUACCAAUCGAGAAUGCCUACCGCCAAAAUAUAUCAUAUUACUUUUUAUUUUUAUUUUAUUUUCAUUUUAAACAAUUCAUUAUACUUUUCAAUCGAUUCGGAAUUAGAUAUCCGAGAUUAUACAUAGAGCAGAGUACACAGCGUCGAAAAGGUCCAGUCGAUUCAUCCAAUUUCCUGCACGAUUCGGUUAAGACGAACCAGCCAAUUCCAAUAGUGUCUGUUCCUCGAAGCAUUCGACACGAUUGAAUCGUUCCAAACGGCGACUAGCAAACGAUGACGCGCAUUUCACGUUACAAAAGGCACACGUACUUAUGUAGGUACUGGUAUGUAUGUACCUACUUGGUUAGCAACGGGAUCGAUAAUGCUUGUCGGGGUACCAAGGAGCUUCAACGAAAUGGGAUUUACGUCAGCGUAACGGACGAAGCGAAGCGAAGCGAAGCGAAGCGAAGCGAAUCUCCAAGGUACGAAUCUCGAACAAUUAACAAAAGCACGCGCGAAACGAUCUAUGUACACACCGAAUCUGACGAAUUGGAAUAUUUCGAACGGUGUUGGCCUCGCGGUACAUAUGUACAUGAUCCUCCCUCCACGGUAAAAAUGAUCUGCUCGCAAACUUGAAUCAAAUUUCAUUCGAGCAUAGUAUAUAAGCAUAGUCUGUUGUUCGGUCGCGUUUAGAGAAAAGAACAGUGUGAAAGCUGCCGAUGCUGGUCAACCGAACGUUUCACAAUUUUUAUGCUGGCCCAGUACAUAAUUCCAAAGUCUUUUACCGAAUGGAUCAACAACAAAGUAUGCAAAAGUUUCACGAAACCCAGAACCGAGAUAGAAAGAGAUCGCGUGCUACGCAGGCUACUACUCCGUACAAAUGAAAAUACCAUUCUAUACAAAAUAACACCAUCUUUCGACACUUGAAUCUAUACAUUGUAGAUACAUACAUACAUAGUAUGUAUAUUCCUGACGCGCGUAGUACGACGCAACACGAUCUCCGGGCUCGCUAACGAAUAUGAAUCGACGAGAAAUUGUAGGAAAACGAUUUUAUUUAUGAUCGAUCGAGCCUUUCCGUAAACGCGUGAUUGUUGGAGAAGAAGGAUUGCCGACAAAAGUGUUUCUUAUCGUCCGAAUUGGAGAAACGUUGAAAUUCGAUACUCGAAUACUGCGUCCUCGAAUUGUGAACGCGCCUCGAUCUAAUAUUGUGUAUUUACAGAAGCGCAACCGUGUCCUUUGCUACUCGUUUCAUUCGGUCCUACUGAAUCCAGCAUCUUCCGGACAAAAGAACAAUUUUAAUUGGAUUGUCAAUGAAAGACACGAACAUCGCACCACCAACGGUCAUUGUAAAUAGUUUCCCCCCUUUCUCUCUAUCUCCCCCUAAUUCUCCUAUCUUGCUCUCCUCUCUCUCACGCACGCGCACGCGCACGCACGCGCGCGCGCGCACCCACACACACACCCACAUUUUCGUGUGAAUAUUAAAAACCCAAAACCCGUGUUUCUCGUUCGUUGUUGUUUUCUAUUUUUAGGCUGAAACGGUGCGUGCUGUGUCUGUAAAAUGCUUCACUUUUACUGUAAUCGAGUAGAGAGUAACUCCAAGUAAAUCAUACCGUUGUAUCGUUUAUCGUGUAAACAGAUACGUUAUCUCGUGGUAGGUGUACGAUAUUGUUAAAUAAUAGAAAUCGAUCAAGUGGGUCGGUGGUAAAGACGGAAACCAAGACCAGCAUCUUCGACGUUGAACAUUUUACGAGACAACUACAUACAUAUUAGAGAUGCACGUUUGCCUGAUCCGUAUGUUUGUCAACCGAGUGAGCAACGAUACGCGCAGUCCCCGCUUAAACUAUUUUUUCCUUCGUUCGAAGGAAUACGAACCGUAAUUAUUCGAAUCGAACACCUCGUAAAUCAUAAGGAUCGAAGAAAUUUUUUUGAAAGUUUCUUUGAAAGAGAUCGAUUCGGACAAGCGUGCAAACAGCUUCAUUUUUCUCGCGGUUACGUGUUUACGAAAGCAAGAUAAACGAAGCUGAUUCUCGUUUACCAUGGCACAAGCUAGAAAUAAUGUUGUAUCUAUAUACCUCGUCAUAGUUGAAGUUAAACUUAGCUCGUUAUUGUUACCGUAACCGUACAAAUAGUACCGAUUACAUUAUUAAUCCCAAAUCUCUACACGGGAAUGAACACGGGAUUACAUUCUGUGCUUGAUCACCCCUGGCAGCAGGUAUUACUUUUCGAGAACAUCAUCCACCGAGAUUUAAUAGAGUAUUGCUCCAAUAUAUGCAAACAUUCCGGACUGGAACACACACGAACACACACACACACACACACACACACAACAUUUAUCGAGUUAAAAACCAGUAUCCCGUUCGUAUCAGAUAAUAGCACCUAAUGCAAACUAAAAACUUAUAUGUUUCUUCUGUACUUCCACAAGAACAUUAUCGAUGGGUUGGCACAACUUUCCUUAUUAAAACAAGUCCAAACAUUGCCUUUGAUUGAACAUAUGUAUGUAGUUGACAGAGUUUCAAAAGUGAUUCGAUAAAACGUACAAUGAAAAAUAAUCCAAAUACAAUAACGUUUAAUCUGAUUUUAUUUGGCUAAACUUUAUCGAUAAUACUCUUGUGAAAACGGAAUGAGAAAAAGUUUUUAGUUUGCAUUAGUGACCGACGCAUGACUCGAUACGCAUGCCAGGCAGGCCCCGUUCGAGUCGGAAUAAUUCUUUUGUAUGCCUGUAGAAAUAAAACUGUUGCAUAUAGUCAGGCAUUCCUGUUAACUUAGACGUUAAACAAUUUACGUAACGAAUUAACGCGCGAACGAACCGUCGUAAUUAGCAUUUUCAAGCGCAGUUUCCAUCGGAUUUGUUAAAUAUCGAAUAAAGGAACGAAUAACGCUACCGAUCAACCUUUGUUGCCUUAUGAAAACCAUGCACACGCACGAUGAUGCAGAGGAACUGGAAACACGGUGUACUGCAAUAAAUGGUUAUAGGCUAAAGAAAGAACGUAUCAAAUUGCUUGCUCGUACCUUUGAAAAUUUUUUCAUUUACCAAUAUUCGAAAAAUUUCCAUGCGUUCAAUUUCUGGCCAAAUUUAUACAAGUUCUUGUUCGAAUGGAGCCAGUCGUCGUACGUAUGCCUUAAACUUUUAAAUAUUUUUACCGAGCCUGAUAUUAAAUCCGUUUAAUGAUAUCCGGUGAGAAAGCGUACUCGAAAUAAAUACAAUUAAACUAGCACUGAUAUUUCUUUUCCAUAUUCUUCAACGUGAUUCGCAAAUUGGACGUUCGACGUUCGACUUUCAACGCUCGACGAUUCUUGACCAAACUGCAGAACAACGUAUCGUUUCAUUGCGCACUAAAAAUUGCCAGUGUCCAGUAGCUGGUUCCAAGUGAACUUGAUCGGAUAACGCAAGCAACGCAAGCAACGCAAGCAACGCAAGCAACGCAAGCAACGCAAGCAACGCUUGGACAACGUUUACUACAAAGUCUUCCCUAACGUAUAGAUAGAUAUACAUAUACCAACGAUGAUCUAUUAUUUAAACAUUUUUUUGACAGAGCUGUUCGAAAACAAAACUACUUAUUCUCAGCGUUUUAUAGAACACGGUAGAAUCGAACGUACUUACAAUGUAACGGUUUAAAACGGUUAAACGAGAUUAAGAGCCGAAAUUUAGCGAAAACGAUCCAAGGCAAUAGACAGAGAAGGAAUUCUAUUUUAUCUCGGGAUUAAUUGUUCCAUGCGUGUUUUGUAGGGGUGUGCAGGCGGGCUGGCGGGCGGGCUGGCGGGCGGGCUGGCGGGCGGGCGGGGACGGGUAGCCUGAAAUUAAAGCACCAACGGCCAACAAAUCGGCCAACGAAUUGUAUGUAUGUAUCAGGAUUCCUCGAAAUCCGAAUUACAAUUUCAGACUAUCUGCGUACCCCUGAUGGUUAAUGGUUUUAAAAUAUUUUCGUUAAUAAAAGGAAGAGAAUACGCGCGCGCGCACAACAACACAAGUUCGGCAAACUUGAUACAUAUCACGUACGAAUUAAGAUUAUAAUAAAGUAAAUUGAAGAAAAAUUCAUAUAGCAUUUGGAGAAUAAAUUGCUUCGCACAUGGUUGCUUCGUUCAGUCUCGAGAAAAUAAAUUAUUUCAAGCGAUCAAGAUGCAAGAGCCCUCUGUCAUGGUGCUUUUCGAUCCAUUACACCGACGACUUUAAGUACUCGGCACACACUAAUCACAUGCGCACGCUCUACGUUUAGUACGAUUUUACAAGACUGAAAUAAUCGUAAUUCGAGAUAAAUUCAAUCGUCGAAAAUUACAUAUCGAGCAACGGAAUUGAAUCGAUCGGUGAAAAGGCUUAUCGAGGGAUUCGUGUGCGAAGCGCCAUAACGAUAACUGUACUAUAGGUAUAGCGACGUCGAUAGAUUAUCAAAGGAAUAAUAAUAUAUAGCAACGAUAUACAUACACUUAAGUAAUAUACAGGUAAAAAAAAAGAAAAAAAAAGAUAUCAUUUUUCUUAAAGUUUCUAAAUAUUCUUUCCUAUCGCAUCCUAACCGUAAACGCAACUUAUCGGUAUUCUUAUUCAUAAAUUGGUGUACAUACGAUUCACGGUUUACUUUUUUUUUAACCAGGGGCGACGAACCGUCGUGUAUUGGCUGGUACUGGAACGAACACCUCUGCGGCUAUCGGCGUAACAUUCUUAAUUCUUAUUCAAACAAAUAGAAACAAGCCCGUCUGUUUCCUUGAUUUGCGGCUCUGAUAAUCUAUUUACGUCCGCUACGGGGGCGCUUUUCGUUCCAGCGUCGACCGAUCGGUACCGCGAUAGGUAUAGCGUGACUAAAAUCGACCCCCGAUUAAUUACGAUACGGAAAGCGCAACCCCUUUUAAUAUUCAUUACAAAGUUUCGUGUAGAAUUAUCUCGAGAAACCGUUCACGUUCCUGCACGAUGAUAGGUCUCCUCCGAUCAUCGAUACAGGUACUUAGGUACAGUGUUAAAAUAAACAACGGUCGCGAUACAAACUUCACCGUUUGGUAAAUAAAGGUUUAUUAUUCGUUAUACUUUUGUUUAUCGAUUUUUUACUUAUUCUUUCGGACAUAGUUACAACUAGAGGCACUAGUCAAGCUUAAAUGCUAGCCGACUACCAAGUUCGUAUUAUACUCGAUGUUCUAAGACUAUGUUUCUCCGUGUAAAAUCGGAGACGAAAUCCAAGAUGAUGUUAAAUCGUAAUUUACUAAAGGCUAAUGUCAUAUCUUAAUCGUUUCGAGACUAAAACUAUCGUCGUACCGUAAGUAUGCUCUCACUCCCAAAUUUUCAUCACUGACCAUUAAGUGGUUUUGCUAAUCAGUACUGAUCGGUGUGUGUAAUGUGAUAGGGUACAUAGUAUAUAUGUAUAUGUAUAUGUAUAUGUAUAUGUAUAAAGUUUGUGUACGCGACACAGUUCUUAACACGUUCACUGUAGUACAAAACGUACAUACGUGCCCGAUAUUCUAAUAACAAGAUAUAUUGGUAACUUUUUUCUAUUCUUUGUAUACUGCACACGGUGUACUCUGCCAACUGAAAAGUUUCCGUUGUUAUUUGCCCGAACAAUCGGAUUAAAAAUUCUGCCAUCGAGUCUAAUUGAUCGUUGCUCCGUCAAAUAUAAAAGUCUUUUAAAGAAAAACCACUGCAGCGAACGUGUUAAAAUUAUGACAAGAUUACGGAAGAGUUCGAAAAAACAAUAAUCCUCAUAUCCUUGCUCUCUCUCUACACGAUAAAAACGCUAUAUUCUAAGAAUGUAAAAUAACAACUUUUCCUUAAAAUCGCUCUAUAUUAAUUGAAUCGCGUGAAAAAAGGAUAACACGCGUCUUUCGAUCGGUUACUUGUGUAUCGCGUCCGCUACGGACCAUUCUCUCGAUUCCUUCCUAUAUGUAUACACAGGCUCGUUCAUAAAUACAUGUCCGUACUUCAGGGAAUUAAUUCACAUGGAAGAAAAUGCUCGAUGUGUCUCGAAUACACGCUACUUGAAAAGUACUCACAAAUCUUUGCCAUUGCUCGCUUCUGUCGCGUACGCGAUACAUUUCAAAUGGUCCCACAAGUAACAAUCUAAUGGUACACCAUCGUUUUAACGCUUUUAGAAUCGUAUCGAAUUUCUUUCGAUUCAGAUAUUGGCUGCGAAUUUCGAUUAUUAACAAAUUUUACCA
Messenger RNA from Colletes gigas, 9729 nucleotides. It is a transcript of the gene jef, whose product is annotated as major facilitator superfamily domain-containing protein 6. The transcript has 11 exons. Gene Ontology annotation, cellular component: membrane. NCBI's taxonomy places the organism in Eukaryota, Metazoa, Arthropoda, Insecta, Hymenoptera, Colletidae. The record is from RefSeq and is a predicted model, not a curated record. Bases 310 to 3300 code for a protein of 996 amino acids.